AUGCGUAAAGCAAUCGUGCUUGCGGCCGCCUUGGCUGUGGGACUGUCUUCAACCGCCCUGGCCCAGGACAGCGUUACCGUCGGCGUGAGCUGGUCGAAUUUCCAGGAAGAACGCUGGAAAACGGACGAAGCGGCGAUCAAGGCCGCGCUUGAGGAAGCGGGCGCCGAAUAUGUGUCGGCGGACGCCCAAUCAUCGUCCGCCAAGCAAUUGUCGGACAUUGAAAGCCUGAUUGCGCAGGGCGUCGAUGCGCUGAUCAUCCUGGCUCAGGACGCCCAGGCGAUCGGGCCCGCCGUGCAGGCGGCUGCCGACGAAGGGAUUCCCGUGGUCGGCUAUGACCGGCUGAUCGAGGAUGCGCGCGCUUUCUACCUGACCUUCGACAAUAUCGAGGUCGGGCGGAUGCAGGCGCGCGCCGUUUUCGCCGCGCAGCCCACCGGCAACUAUGUCAUGAUCAAGGGCUCGGCGCAGGACCCGAACGCAGACUUCCUGCGCGGCGGCCAGCAGGAGGUGCUGCAGGAAGCCAUCGAUGCCGGCGACAUCACCAUUGUCGGCGAGGCCUAUACGGACGGCUGGCUUCCGGCCAACGCCCAGCGCAACAUGGAGCAGAUCCUGACUGCCAACGACAACAAUGUCGAUGCGGUCGUCGCCUCCAAUGACGGAACCGCCGGCGGCGUCGUUGCCGCGCUCACCGCACAGGGCAUGGAGGGCAUUCCCGUCUCCGGCCAGGACGGCGACCAUGCGGCGCUGAACCGCGUCGCGCUCGGUACCCAGACGGUAUCGGUCUGGAAGGAUGCGCGCGAUCUGGGCCGCGCGGCCGGCGAGAUCGCCGUUGCCAUGGCCAACGGCACCGCGAUGGGCGACAUCGAGGGCGCGGCGGCGUGGACAUCGCCCGCCGGCACCGAGAUGACCGCCCGGUUCCUCGAGCCGGUUCCGGUCACCGCCGACAAUCUGACGGUGGUCGUCGAUGCGGGCUGGAUCGACCAGGCCGUGAGCGACAGCCCCGCCCUGCCGAAAGCCGCGCCCGGCAUGCGCAAUCUUGCGCGGACGCUUGAGAUCGACACCCGUCUUCUGGGCAUGAUCGGCGCAUUCAUCGCGCUGUGCCUGGUGUUCCAUUUCCUGACCGACGGGCGGUUUCUGACGCCGCGCAACAUCUUCAACCUGACCAUCCAGACCGUCUCCGUCGGCAUCAUGGCGACCGGCAUGGUGUUCGUCAUCGUCACGCGGCACAUCGAUCUUUCGGUCGGCUCGCUGCUGGCGACCUGUUCGGCGAUGAUGGCGAUGACCCAGACGCUCGUGACGCCCGAAUGGCUGGGUCUGGGCCUCAACCAUCCGCUGACGGCGCCGGCCGCGAUCGUCGUCGGGCUUGGAACCGGGAUCGUCAUCGGCGCCUUCCACGGCUGGCUGAUCGGCUAUCUGGGCAUUCCGGCCUUCAUCGUCACGCUGGGCGGGCUUCUUGUCUGGCGCAACGUCGCCUGGUAUCUGACCAACGGGCAGACGAUCGGCCCGCUCGACGGCAAUUUCCAGCUCUUCGGCGGCAUUGGCGGCACGCUGGGCGAAACCUGGAGCUGGGUCUUCGGACUGAUCUGCGCAGCGGCGGCACUCUAUGCGAUCUGGCAGUCGCGGCGCAACAAGAUCAGCCACGAUUUUCCGGUCAAACCGCUGUGGGCGGAAAUCGCGCUGGGCGCGCUCGUGACCGCCGCGAUCCUCGGCUUCAUCGCCAUCCUCAAUGCCUACCAGAUCCCGGAACGCCGGCUGGAGCGCAUGUUCGAGGCGCGCGGCGAGGUGCUGCCGGAGGGCUUCACCGCCGGAUACGGGCUGCCGAUCUCGGUGCUCUUGCUGAUCGCGGUCGCGGUAACGAUGACGAUUAUCGCCAACCGCACGCGGCUUGGCCGUUACAUCUUUGCCACCGGCGGCAAUCCGGACGCGGCUGAACUGUCGGGCAUCAACACGCGCCUCUUGACGGUUAAAGUGUUCAUCAUGAUGGGCAUUUUGUGCGCGAUCAGCGCGGUCGUCGCCUCCUCGCGCCAGACGUUCCAUUCCAACGACAUCGGCACGCUGGACGAGUUGCGCGUCAUCGCCGCCGCCGUCAUCGGCGGCACGGCGCUGGCCGGCGGGGUCGGCACGAUCUACGGGGCGAUCCUGGGUGCGCUCAUCAUGCAGUCGCUGCAAUCGGGCAUGGCGAUGGUCGGCGUCGAUGCGCCGUUCCAGAACAUCGUCGUCGGCACGGUUCUCGUCGUCGCCGUCCUGAUCGACACGAUCUACCGCAAGCGGACGGGAGACUGA
Effrenium voratum is the source of this 2280-nucleotide messenger RNA. The record is from the annotation of a GenBank genome assembly. NCBI's taxonomy places the organism in Eukaryota, Dinophyceae, Suessiales, Symbiodiniaceae.